This is a messenger RNA of Dryobates pubescens (Downy woodpecker), 547 nucleotides long. RefSeq names its product late endosomal/lysosomal adaptor, MAPK and MTOR activator 5 (gene LAMTOR5). Bases 26 to 301 code for a protein of 91 amino acids. Gene Ontology annotation, molecular function: guanyl-nucleotide exchange factor activity. NCBI's taxonomy places the organism in Eukaryota, Metazoa, Chordata, Aves, Piciformes, Picidae. The record is from RefSeq and is a predicted model, not a curated record. Gene Ontology annotation, cellular component: cytoplasm; Ragulator complex; lysosome. The transcript is spliced from 4 exons. Gene Ontology annotation, biological process: positive regulation of TORC1 signaling; cellular response to amino acid stimulus.
AAGGGGGGGCGCGGGGCCCGGCGCCAUGGAGGGCACCCUGGAGCAGCACCUGGAAGACACCAUGAAGAGCCCGGCCGUGGUGGGCGUCCUCUGCACCGACUCGCAGGGGCUCAACCUGGGCUGCAGAGGAACCCUCUCAGAUGAGCACGCUGGGGUCAUCUCUGUCCUGGCCCAGCAGGCAGCCAAGCUCACCUCUGACCCCACUGACACGCCUGUGGUGUGCCUGGAGUCAGACACUGGGAACAUCAUGAUCCAGAAGCACGACAGCAUCACUGUAGCAGUGCACAAGCUGGCAUCCUGACCCUCAGCAGCCUGCCCACAGCUUCCCUCCCUCCUCCUCACUGGACAGCCAGCUCUCCUCUGCUGCUGCAGUGCCAGCCUCUGCUUGCAGACCCACACUUGGGCUCCUCUUCUCCACAGCUCCUCUGCAGCUGGCAGGGUCUUGCUCUGCAGCUCACACCUCAGCACUUGUGCUGCUGAGGAUGAAAUGGGAGCCACUGGCCAAGCUGGUGUGAUGAGCAGAUGCUACAAGGGGGGUGUGUGUGUG